Molecule: messenger RNA, 897 nt
Organism: Ectocarpus siliculosus
Lineage: Eukaryota; Phaeophyceae; Ectocarpales; Ectocarpaceae
Source: the annotation of a GenBank genome assembly
AUGUUGCCAGAGUUCGGAGACAGAGACAGGAUUGCACUGUGGAGCACUACUGUCCUCCCCGCCUGCCUCCAACGGAAUGGCAGGAACCCGCUCGUUGUUUCCCUCUUCGACCUCCAUCAUACCCACAGGGCAAUGGAGGGGGCUAUGGGCAGCUACUACCACGGCUUCGCCAGGGAACAUAUCGUGGUGAUUUUUUUUGUGUGAUAUGGAGCUGACCGACACUCGGGAUAGAGUACUAAAUACGACGUCCGCAACCGCACAUCAAACUAUGGAUUAUCGCAGGUAGCCUUACACCCUGCCUAGUACUGUCGGCGCUGAAUGUCUGGUUUCUGCUUUCACACCAGCGCGGGUGAACGCACCGAAUGUGUUGGCGGCUUCUCUUGCACAGGAGCGUUUCGUUGCUGCCGCCCGCUUCGCUCCUCAUGUUUGGCACAACAAAACGAGGUAUUGACCUGUUUCCCCCCCCUUACAUGUACCCUGAAACGCGCUCUACAAGGCCCAUCGAGAGGAGGACGACGCAGAGCGCGUCAAGCACUUGCUAGACAAGGGCGAACAGAACCUUAGGUUCGUCCUGCGAAAAUACCGGGUGACGGAACCAAGGCCGCCGGAAUCUCUAGGAAUACCCGAGAGAACAAGGACGAAGACGACGCGGCGGCGGCAAGCGGCAGCGAAGCAGAGAGCGGCACGUCAGAAGGAGGCCGAAGGGGCGGCGGGGUGGAGUAACGACAGCAGCACUUGGACUCCUGGCCGAUGACGAUUAAUCAACGGCGACAGCAGUGGUGGCGCGACAAUGAAGAAGGCCCAGGGACUGUUUUAGCCUGCAGGAGGAGAAGGGCAACAAGUAGCCGACCGAGUGGUAGUGAGCUAGCCGGGGACAGGCGUACUCUACAUUACACG